UCGUUUAAAAAAUUCAAAAAACUGAUUUCGAAAUGCAAACCACUUCAAACGUACAUUACAUCAUCCCAAAAUCUCUCUCAAAAAUCAUCGCACGCUCUUUCUCUCGCUCUCUCGUACUCCUCAGAGAAAACCAUACUACUCUCCCUCUCCGCUCUUCUUCUCUCUCUAAUAUUGUUUUUAUUCAGAGAUCGUUUGAUAUAUAUAUAGAUUGUUGCAAUGUCGGAGGAUGAGAAAUUGUUGAAGGAAGCGAAGAAACUUCCAUGGGAGGAUCGACUGAUGCACAAGAACUGGAAGGUCAGGAACGACGCCAACAUCGACCUCUCCUCCGUUUGCGAUUCCAUCACCAAUCCCAAGGAUCAUCGUCUCCGUGAAUUCGGGCCGUUUUUUAGGAAGACUGUUGCGGAUUCUAAUGCUCCGGUUCAGGAGAAGGCUCUCGAUGCCCUAAUUGCCUACUUGAAAGCUGCCGAUGCUGAUGUAGGAAGAUAUGCUAAAGAAGUAUGUGAUGCGAUUGUUGCAAAAUGCCUGACGGGUAGACCGAAGACAAUCGAGAAGUCGCAGAUGGUGUUUAUGCUGUGGGUAGAAUUGGAGGCUGUGGACGUUUUCCUGGAUGCUAUGGAGAAAGCUAUUAAAAACAAAGUUGCUAAAGCGGUUGUUCCAGCAAUUGAUGUUAUGUUUCAAGCUUUAAGUGAAUUUGGGUCAAAGAUAUUACCCCCUAAAAGAAUUUUGAAGAUGCUGCCUGAACUCUUUGAUCACCAAGACCAACAUGUUCGUGCUUCAUCCAAAGGAUUGACACUUGAGCUUUGCCGUUGGAUUGGGAAAGAACCGGUGAAAUCAAUAUUGUUUGAGAAAAUGCGGGAUACAAUGAAAAAAGAGUUGGAGGCUGAGCUUGUCAAUGUUAGCGGGACAGCUAGACCGUCUCGCAAAAUAAGGUCUGAGCAAGACAAGGAGACAGAGCAAGAACCUAUUUCUGAAGUCAUGGGCUCUGGUCCUCCCGAAGAAUCUGUUGCGAAUGCUCCUCAGGAAAUUGAUGAGUAUGAACUCGUUGAUCCUGUUGAUAUAUUGACUCCUUUGGAGAAGACAGGCUUUUGGAAUGGAGUGAAAGCUGCCAAGUGGUCAGAUCGAAAAGAGGCUGUUGCCGAGCUAACCAAGCUCGCUUCGACAAAAAGGAUAGCUCCCGGUGAUUUCACAGAAAUCUGUCGAACUCUUAAGAAGCUCAUUAUAGAUGUGAACAUAGCUGUUGCAGUUGAAGCUAUCCAGGCAAUUGGGAAUCUUGCUAGGGGCCUAAGAACCCAUUUCUCUGGAAACUCACGCUUCUUAUUACCCGUUUUACUUGAAAAACUGAAGGAGAAAAAGCCUACUUUGACUGAGGCACUUGCUCAAACUCUCCAAGCGAUGUACAAGUCUGGGAGCUUGAAUCUUGCAGAUAUUUUUGAAGAUGUGAAGGCAGCGUCAAAAAACAAGGUUCCGCUUGUGCGCUCAUUGACUUUAAACUGGGUCUCAUUUUGUAUUGAGACUAGCAACAAGGCUGUCGUUCUCAAAGUGCACAAGGAAUAUGUUCCGAUAUGCAUGGAGUGCCUCAACGAUGGGACUCCAGAGGUGAGGGAUGCAGCCUUUUCCGCUUUGGCCGCAGUGGGUAAGUUGGUUGGCAUGAGGCCUUUAGAAAAAUUGUUGGAGAAACUUGAUGAUGUUAGAAGGAAAAAGCUUUCAGAAAUGAUUGGGGGUUCUGGAGCUGGUUCAGUUGGUACAAGUUCAGUUGCAGUCCAAACUUCCAGUGGAAACAUUUCUUCUGUGGAGGCUUCAGAAGGAUCAUUCACCAGAAGGUCAGCAGCAAGCAUGCUUAGUGGGAAAAAGCAUGUUCAAGCAGCUCCUGCUAGUAAGAAAGGAGGGGCUGUAAAAUCAGGUGUCAAUAAAAAAGGAGAUGCUGCCGGUCAAUUAAAAACAUCAAAACCAGUUGAACGUGAAGAUGUUGAGCCAGCUGAUAUGACUCUUGAAGAGAUUGAAAGCAGAUUAGGUUCUAUUGUGCAAGCAGAUUCUGUUUCAAAAUUGAAGAGUGCUGUAUGGAAAGAGCGGCUGGAAGCAAUUGUCUCAUUUAAAGAGCAAGUGGAAGGGAUAGAGGAACUCGACCGGUCAGCAGAGGUCUUAAUCCGUUUACUCUGUGCUGUUCCUGGAUGGAGUGAGAAAAACGUUCAGGUCCAGCAACAGGUUGUUGAUGUUAUCACCCAUAUAGCUGCAUCUGCAUCCAAGUUUCCGAAAAAAUGUGUUGUUCUUUGCCUUCUUGGCAUAAGUGAGCGGGUUGCAGAUGUCAAGACCCGUGCUCAUGCCAUGAAGUGCCUUACUACUUUUUCUGAAGCUGUAGGCCCAGGAUUUAUUUUUGAAAGACUUUUCAAAAUCUUGAAGGAGCACAAGAAUCCCAAAGUUCUUAGUGAGGGCAUUUUAUGGAUGGUUUCUGCAGUUGAAGACUUUGGUGUUUCACACUUGAAACUUAAGGAUUUAAUUGACUUUUGCAAAGAUACCGGUUUGCAAUCGAGUGCUGCUGGCACAAGAAAUGCCACUAUUAAACUAAUUGGUGCUUUACAUAAGUUUGUUGGUCCAGAUAUCAAGGGAUUUCUUGCAGACAUCAAACCUGCUCUUCUUAGUGCACUUGAAGCAGAGUAUGAAAAAAAUCCAUUUGAGGGUGCAUCUGCAGUUCCAAAGAAAACUAUAAAGGUAUUGGAAUUCACAUCAUCAUUGUCUGGUGGUGGGCUAGAUAGCCUACCACGUGAAGAUAUUAGUGGAAAGAUUACACCUAUGUUGCUGAAGGGCUUUGAAAGUACUGAUUGGAAGGUUCGUUUAGAAUCAAUUGAAGCUGUAAAUAAAAUCUUGGAAGAGGCCAAUAAACGCAUCCAACCAACGGGAACUGUGGAGUUGUUUGGUGCUCUGAGAGGGCGCCUCUAUGACAGCAACAAAAAUUUAGUAAUGGCAACUUUGUCUGCUGUUGGUGCUGUUGCAUCUGCAAUGGGACCAGCUGUUGAAAAGUCUAGCAAGGGUAUUCUAUCAGAUGUUUUGAAAUGCAUUGGUGACAAUAAAAAGCAUAUGAGAGAAAGCACUUUGACUACUCUAGAUUCUUGGCUUGCUGCUGUUCAUCUUGACAAAAUGAUGCCUUGCCUUACUGCUGCUCUAAUGGACGCUAAGCUUGGUGCUGAAGGGCGCAAGGACCUUUUUGAUUGGGUAUCAAAGCAACUGAGCGGAUUAAAUGAUAUGGUUGAUGCCAUACAUCUCCUAAAACCAACUGCUUUUGCUAUGAUGGAUAAAUCAGCAGAAGUUCGUAAAGCAGCAGAAGUAUGCAUUGGUGAAAUUUUGAGAGUUUGUGGGCAAGGAACAGUGUCUAAGAAUAUGAAAGAUAUUCAUGGACCCGCCUUAGCUAUUGUUCUUGAACGACUGAAGCAGUAUGGGGCUUUCCAAGAAACAUUUGAAUUGGCAAAGGAAAUAUCGACUGGGCUGACAUCCAAAAGUAGCUCAAAAGUUGGAAAAUCUAGCUCUAAUGGUCAUGGUGAUUGUUUACCAAAGCAUGGAAGCAGGCCUGUUUCUUCGAGAAUUGUUUCAACAAAGGUCUCGCGGCCGGAAUCAAUUAUGUCUCUGCAUGAUAUCACCAUUCAGUCUCAAGCUUUGUUGAAUGUCAAGGAUUCGAGUAAGGCCGACAGGGAGAGAUUGGUUGUCCGCAAGUUUAAAUUUGAAGAGCCACGGUUUGAACAAAUACAUGAUCUUGAGAAUGAUCUUAUGAAGUAUUUCAGAGAGGAUUUGCAUAGGAGGCUUCUGAGCACAGACUUCAAGAAGCAAAUUGAUGGAAUUGAGAUGCUGUAUAAGGCACUUCGAUCCAUUGAAAAGGAAAUAGUUGAAAUUCUGGAUAUUCUUCUCAGGUGGUUUGUUUUGCGUUUCUGUGAAUCUAACACAACAUGCCUACUGAAGGUACUUGAAUUUCUUCCUGAACUUUUUGAUACGUUAAGGAGUAAGGGUUACAUGAUGACGGAGUCAGAAGCGGCCAUUUUUCUUCCUUGCUUGAUUGAGAAGUCUGGACAUAACAUUGAGAAAGUACGAGAAAAAAUGCGAGAAUUGAUUAAACAAAUCAUUCAUGCAUUUUCAGCAGCAAAAACUUUUCCUUAUGUCUUGGAGGGUUUGCGUUCCAGAAACAAUCGAACCCGGAUUGAGUGUGUGGAUCUUGUUGGAUUCUUAAUUGAUAACCAUGGAGCAGAGAUUGUGGGGCAGUUGAAAUCCUUGCAGCUUGUUGCAAGCCUAACAGCAGAACGAGAUGGUGAAAUUCGGAAGGCUGCUUUAAAUACUCUAGCUACAGGUUAUAAGAUCUUUGGUGAUGACAUAUGGAGAUAUGUUGGAAAGCUGACAGAAGCUCAAAGGAGCGUGUUAGAUGAUAGAUUUAAAUGGAAGGCCCGAGACAUGGACAAAAGGAAUGAGGGAAAACCUGGAGAAGCAAGGGAUGUUUUUAGGCGUUCUGUUAGGGAAAAUGGGUCUGAUGCAGCAGAACAAAGUGGUGAAGUUUCACGGUCUGUAUUUGGCCCAAUCAUUACUAGGGAGAAUUUUGCCCAUUCUGAGCUUGGCAUGGCGAGGCAUUCAAUUCCCCAAACAAUUGCUAGUGCACAUGGCCCUACUGACUGGAAUGAAGCCCUUGAAAUCAUUGAAUAUGGCCCCCCUGAGCAGUCUGUUGAAGGAAUGAAAGUUGUCUGCCAUGAGUUGGCUCUGGCAACCAGCAAUCCUGAAGGCACUGCAAUGGAUGACAUUGUGAAAGAUGCUGAUAGACUUGUUUCAUGCUUAGCUAAUAAGGUAGCCAAGACAUUUGACUUUUGUCUUACAGGAGCCUCUUCAAGGUCUUGUAAAUAUGUCCUCAACACACUGAUGCAGAUAUUCCAAAAUAAACGAAUUGCACAUGCUGUCAAGGAGAGUACACUUGAUAGUCUCAUCACUGAGCUUCUGCUUUGGCUUUUGGAUGAAAGGGUUCCCCAGAUGGAUGAUGGAAGCCAACUCCUGAAAGCGUUGAAUGUCUUGAUGCUAAAAAUCCUGGAUAAUGCUGAACGUACAUCAUCAUUUGUUGUACUGAUUAAUCUCUUACGUCCAUUGGACCCCUCAAGGUGGCCAUUACCAACCUCAAAUGAGUCUUUUGCCGUUAGAAAUCAGAAGUUCUCUGAUUUGGUUGUCAAAUGUCUGAUCAAGCUCACAAAAGUUCUUCCAAGUACUAUAUAUGAUGUCGACCUUGAUCUUAUCCUUCAAAGUAUCCACGUGUACUUGCAAGAAUUGGGAAUGGAAGAAAUCAGGAGAAGAGCUGGAGCUGAUGACAAACCAUUGCGUAUGGUGAAAACUGUUCUACACGAGCUUGUUAAGCUUCGUGGCACUGCAAUAAAAGGCCAUCUUUCCAUGGUUCCUAUAGACAUGGAACCUCAGCCUAUUAUUCUUGCCUACGUUGAUCUUAAUCUUCAGACUCUGGCUGCUGCAAGAAUGUUGACUCCAUCCGUUCCUGUUGGCCAAAUUCAUUGGGGUGAUUCAGUAGCCCACAACCCGUCACCUGCCACUCACUCUGCCAAUGCACAAUUGAAGAAAGAACUCGCUGCAAUUUUCAAGAAAAUUGGUGACAAGCAAACUUGCACCAUUGGUUUAUAUGAAUUACACCGUAUCACUCAAUUAUAUCCCAAGGUUGAUAUAUUUUCUCAACUUCAAAAUGCUAGUGAGGCAUUCCAAACGUACAUUAGAGAUGGUUUAGCCCAGAUGGAGAAGAAUGCAGCAGCGGGAAGGACACCUUCAAGUUUACCGUUGUCAGCUCCUCCCCCGGUUUCCAUAAACCUUUCCCCGAAGUGUGCUCCCUUAUCACCUCUACAUACAGAUCCACUCAAUGCAAAAUCUCUAAACACUAAAGUUGAACCCACAAAUGUUAGUUUACCUUCAUCGUAUGUUGAAGAUGAGAGGGUUGUUAAUGCCGUCAAUUCAAGAGGACCCACUUCUGAUAACUCGGAUCUACUGAAGUAUUUGGGUGACCAAAGGAAUGAUAGAUUUCCACCAGGAGUGACAGCAGUUACUAGUGGGACGUUAGAUGCAAUAAGAGAGAGAAUGAAGAGCAUCCAGUUAGCAGCAGCUUCUGGGAACCAGGAUUCCGGGAACAGACCAUUAACGCACAUGAACGGAAAUUUAGCCCACAGCCUCUCUAAUUCUCAUGCUUUGGACUGUGAUAAUGCCGAAAAUCCUAUACAAAGCGGGGUUCUUCCUAUGGAUGAGAAGGCAUUGUCUGGGCUACAAGCCCGGAUGCAGAGACUUAAAAGUGGGUCGAUUGAACGUCUUUAAGGACACAGCUGGAGGACACGGUGCAAUUUGUAAUCGUGUCAUGGGAUGCAAAUCUUGUAAAUGAAGAGGUUUGACGCUCGCAUGUAAUUAUGGAGCAGUUGUGUGUAUAGAUGUUAUAUGCAUAUUCUUCUUGGUGCAAUGAAACUUGGAUUGAAGUUUGUAGUCUUCCAUUUCUGGGGCAGAGAUGUAGCCAAGUUAGGAGAUGAUUUGAUAGUAGUUGAUAAUGUAGCACAAAUGUGAGUUUAACAAUUUUUGUUUUGUAUAUUUCUCAGUGUUAGUUUUGUUCUGUUCUGCAAAACUUCUUGUAAUGUUGUCUUGAUUUAUUCGAGGAUUUCGAAUGUUUCUUAGAAACUGCCAUUGUAUUAUUGCCCA
Molecule: messenger RNA, 6690 nt
Organism: Camellia sinensis
Lineage: Eukaryota; Viridiplantae; Streptophyta; Magnoliopsida; Ericales; Theaceae
Product: protein MOR1
Biological process (GO): microtubule polymerization; establishment or maintenance of microtubule cytoskeleton polarity; spindle organization
Molecular function (GO): microtubule plus end polymerase activity; microtubule plus-end binding
Source: RefSeq, a predicted model, not a curated record